Molecule: messenger RNA, 1165 nt
Organism: Drosophila willistoni
Lineage: Eukaryota; Metazoa; Arthropoda; Insecta; Diptera; Drosophilidae
Product: rRNA 2'-O-methyltransferase fibrillarin 1
Exons: 1
Coding region: 82-1089 (335 amino acids)
Biological process (GO): box C/D sno(s)RNA 3'-end processing; rRNA methylation
Cellular component (GO): small-subunit processome; Cajal body; nucleolus
Molecular function (GO): histone H2AQ104 methyltransferase activity; rRNA methyltransferase activity; RNA binding
Source: RefSeq, a predicted model, not a curated record
UUAACUCGUAUUCGAUUUACUUGCCUACGAAAUUAACAUCACAUAAUGUGUAUAUAGAACUAACUGUCUAAAAAAAAAUACAUGUGUAGCUUACCCUAUCGAAAAAUUCAUAGCUUACAUUUUGCAAUGGGAAAGAGAUCUAUAUCGAAAAGCAAGCCUAAGGUCCGGGAUGGACGAAAGACGACAUUAUCCACCAAGGUCACAGCAGGAGAUGCAGCGAAAAGUAAUUCUACUAAGAGUGGAGUCAAGACUGAAAGUCCCAAUAAAUUGGAGCCACCAAAACCCGAAAUGGCCUGCAGUCUGCAGCAAAUGAUUAUGGUUAGCAUUGAGCCACAUCGUCAUAGUGGGAUAUUUCUGGCCCGCAGCCGGGAUGAUGCCAUCAUGCUGCUCACUCGUACUUUAGCGCCGGGCAACGAUGACUGUAGUGAACAGCGUUUCAUUGCCGAUAUGGCUGGCAAACGGUAUGAGUAUCGCUCCUGGUCGCCCUUUCAAUCGAAACUAGCCGCUGCGAUCCUAAGCGGGGUUUCCAAUAUACACAUUGGCCAUGCCUCGAAGAUAUUGCUUUUGGGUUCAGGACUCGGAAGCACUAUAAUGCACGUUGCCGACAUUGUGGGCGAAUCGGGCACCGUAUAUGCCGUAGAUCAUGGAGACUGGUCGGAAGGCCUCUUGGCUGUGGCGCAAAAAUACUCCAAUAUUGUGCCCAUUAUCGAUGAUGUCACCAUGCCUUACAAAUAUCGCAAGAUUAUCUCGGAUUGUGUUGAUAUGAUAUUCAUUGAUACGCCCCAGUUGGAUCAAGUUCGUACCCUAAUGUUGAAUUCUCGCCACUAUCUUAAGGUGGGCGGGAAAUUCGCCAUAGUUUUGCAGUCCGAUGUCAUUGAUGGCAGCACUCCGGCGGGAGAGACCUUUGCCAAUAAGAUUAAGCGCCUCAAACAGGAACAGUUUCAGCCACUGGAACAGAUUGCUUUAGAUCCUUUUGCACCGGGUUACAUUCUCGUCGUGGGACUAUACAGUCUUGGGCCAAUUCGUCCCUCGAAUAAGGAAAACCAAAAGGAAAAAGGCGAUCAAUUUCAGUCACACGCAACAGAAUAGUGAGAAAUAAUUGACUGUUAUAAGUACGUUUUUCUAUAUCUUUAAGAAUUAUUAAAUAUUGAUUUAAUGCAUUGAA